Poecilia reticulata (guppy) is the source of this 1893-nucleotide messenger RNA. It is a transcript of the gene stx2b, whose product is annotated as syntaxin 2b. The record is from RefSeq and is a predicted model, not a curated record. Gene Ontology annotation, biological process: exocytosis; intracellular protein transport; synaptic vesicle fusion to presynaptic active zone membrane. NCBI's taxonomy places the organism in Eukaryota, Metazoa, Chordata, Actinopteri, Cyprinodontiformes, Poeciliidae. Gene Ontology annotation, cellular component: plasma membrane; synaptic vesicle; SNARE complex. Gene Ontology annotation, molecular function: SNAP receptor activity; SNARE binding.
UCAAAAAAGGUUAAGAACCACUGGUCUAAACGGUGAAUCGAACAUGAACCGGAAGUGUUCUGGCUGGAUCGCAUUGGCGGAAGUUGAUUCAGAUACUGUUGCUAUAGAAAUCGGCAAGUCCUGCGUUUUCAACUAUCGCGUCGGACGUGUCAAUAAGAAAAACAUCGAUAAACAACAACAACACAUUACUUAAGCAACGACCGAAGCAAUUCAGCUUUGCCAGCAGCAGGGUUCAUCCAGAGUCACCGGAGCUUCUGUCCUCGGAAUGGUGGGCCUGCUGUAAAACCACACAUGGAGGUUUUUAAGAAGGAUCUUGGUGUGUUUCGCUGAAAUGACCUGAGCAGGAGAUGCAAGGAUCGGACUAGGAGAGUGUAAUGAAGGAUCGUCUGGCUGAACUGGCUGCUACUAAAAGUCAAGUAGAAGAGGUUGCCGUCACUGAGGACUGCGGUGAUGGCUUCAUGGAGAGUUAUUUCAGGAGGGUGGAGGAAGUUAGGGGACUCAUUGAUAAAAUCUCCUACCAAGUGGAGGAGGUGAAGAAGCUGCACAGCACCAUCCUGUCUGCGCCCAAUCCAGAUCACAGUACAAAAAGUCAGCUAGAUGGACUGACCAACGAUAUCAAAGGGAAUGCCAAUGUGGUGCGAACUAAAUUAAAAUUCAUGGAGCAAAGUAUGCCAAAAGAGGACGUCAUUAACAGAGCUUCUGUCGACUUCAGGAUCCAGAAAACACAGCACUCUGUGCUGUCAAGGAAGUUUGUGGAAGUCAUGACUCAGUACAAUGAGACUCAAGUGUCCUUUCGGGAACGAAGCAAAGGACGGAUCCAGAGACAACUGGAGAUAACUGGAAGAGUGACCACCAAUGAAGAACUGGAGGAUAUGCUGGAGAGCGGAAAUCCAUCAAUCUUCACAUCCGAUAUCAUUUCGGAUUCCCAAAUCACUCGUCAAGCCUUAAAUGAGAUAGAAUCCCGUCACCAGGACAUCAUGCGUCUGGAGUCCAGCAUCAGGGAACUUCAUGCGAUGUUCAUGGACAUGGCAAUGCUGGUAGAAUGUCAGGGGGAUAUGGUGAACAACAUUGAGAAUAAUGUCUCUAAUGCAGCUGAGUAUAUUUAUCGUGCAAAAGAAGAGACUAAAAAGGCAGUGAGAUACCAGAAGAAAUCGCGUAGGAAAUACAUGAUCCUCUCCUUUGCCCUGUUGAUCCUUUUUGCUGUCAUCGCACUAAUUGUCGGCCUGUCUGUCGGACUAACCAAACGCCCUCAGUGAGGUCUGUUGUCAUCAUUGCAUGAGCAGACAUUUCUCUACCUUGUCUUAUUUGGAGGAUCCUACUUUUACUUUUACUGUUACUCAGAAAGGUUGGAGUCUUAAGACUGAUGGACUUCUUGGUUCACAAGACCACUUCCACCAUAUGAUUACUAUCUUCUAUUUAGUACUAUUACGAGAUUAAUUUUCUUAGCACAGAGAAGCAAGUAUAAUGUAGUGCAGUUUUCACAAGAUUCAGAUUUCUGUUUAACUGCACUCAAAAUACCUUUUCUAGCCUCUCUGCCCUUUGUGAGCUGAAAAUGUUUCAUUUAAUUUUAAAAGACUCAAAUGUUGUAAUCUUAAUGUCUAAUGUUUUAAUGUGAACUUAUUUUGUUGUCCAUCUUCUUUUUAUGUCUUACUGCUGUAUGUUCAUUCAUUUUAAUAGAGUAUGAAGCCAUUAUGACUUGGGUGUACUUUUGAAAUAGAAAAAUACAUAACUUAUUGACCUUAUAUGGUGUGUAAUGACUGAAAUAAUCGUGAAAAAAGUGAUGCAUUAAUGCAGAACUCUUGGAAUUAUUUCAGGAGCACCCAUUUGAAUUGUUUUGUAUUUUGUACUGAAACUAAAUAAUGGAAUCAUUUUAUUAAAAUAUUAAGAAUAUAA